AUGUGGGGUGGGGAUCGUGCUAGGAAAUUUAGAAAUCGCAUAAAGAAAUUGCGACAGCGACUGGCAGUGUUGGAGGAAGACAGAACAACGCAGGCAGUUCAAGAAUUCCUAGAGGAGGAACUCGAGCUUGAGAUCUUGUUGAAGCGGGAUGAAUUGUUUUGGCUUCAGCGUUCAAAACAACUCUGGUUAAAAUAUGGGGAUUCUAACACGAAAUUUCUCCAUAAGGCGGCCUCUGCACGCAGAAAUCGAAACCUACUUCUACGAGUCAAGGAUCAGAAUGGGGUGUGGAUGGAAGGGGUGGCAAUGCAUGCUGAAGUGUUGAGGUACUAUAAUCUUAUUUUUUGUUCCGGGGGUUGUGUUUCGAAUUUGUUUUCCCGGAUGAGUCAGAGUGUAUCUGAUAAGAUGAGCGCUGCCCUGUUGCAGCCGUUCACAAUCACGGAUGUGAAGUCUGCUUUGUUCUCUAUGGCCCCGGAGAAAGCUCCGGGUCCGGACAGCAUGUCACCAGCUUUCUAUCAGCAUUUCUGGCCGGUCCUCGGCCAUGAUCUGUCAAUGUUUGUCAUAAGCUGUAUUGACACCUGCAGUUUCCCGCAGGGCCUGAACGUGUCUAAUAUUGUUUUACUGCCCAAGAAAAAGUCCCGGAAUCGGUGGCUGAUUUGCGACCGAUCGCCCUCUAGCGCUUUUGUCCCCGAGAAAUUGCUCACCGAUAAUAUUAUUGUUGCUGGGGAGGCAGAGGCUAGGGGCGACUUACAUGGGGUGAAAGUGGCCCGUGGUGUACCAUCCAUCACCCAUCUUUUUUUCGCUGACGACAGCUUGAUGUUUUUCAGGGCAACACAUCAGGAAGCUUCUAAAAUCAAAGAGUGCUUAGACAAGUACUGUAUGGCAUCGGGUCAGUUAAUCAAUUUCUCCAAGUCUAGCGCUGUUUUCAACGCCAAUACUACUGCUGCGAUAAAGAGUAUGGUUUCAGAGUGCUUUGGGGUACGGGAGGCUCAAAAUCUGGGGCGUUACUUAGGCCUGCCCACGGUCCUCGGGAGAAGUAAGGUCGCUACUUUUCGAUACAUUGAGGAAAGAAUUCGUGACCGAAUUGGGUCAUGGCAACACAGAUUGUUAUCAAGGGCAGGUAAAGAGGGCUGGCGGUUGUUGAUUCAUCCGGAGUUGCUGGUGAGAAGGCUUUUGAAAGCCAAAUAUUUUCCCAAUUGUGAUUUCAUGGAAGCACGACUGGGUGGAAACCCAAGUUACUUUUGGCGCAGUAUUUUGGCGGGACAGGAUGUUUUAAAACAGGGGUUAGCGCGGAGAAUAGGCGAUGGUCUUGACACUAAAAUUUGGGGUUGGGGUUGGCUGUCUAAUUCCUUGAACGCAACAUUAAUUACGCCAUGCAUUGAAGACAUUAAGGAGGCAGGAGUGAGCGAGCUGAUGACCGAGCACGAUGAGUGGGAUGAAGGCGUGAUACGGGAUCUGUUUUGGGAGGAAGACGUACGCAAAAUCUUAUCAACGCCAAUCAACAAGUCUAUGAAGGACUCGUAG
This is a messenger RNA of Ipomoea nil (Japanese morning glory), 1521 nucleotides long. RefSeq lists its product as uncharacterized. The record is from RefSeq and is a predicted model, not a curated record. The transcript has 4 exons. Lineage: Eukaryota; Viridiplantae; Streptophyta; Magnoliopsida; Solanales; Convolvulaceae. Bases 1 to 1521 code for a protein of 506 amino acids.